Echinococcus granulosus is the source of this 2823-nucleotide messenger RNA. Its product is annotated as Leucine-rich repeat and death domain-containing protein. Gene Ontology annotation, biological process: signal transduction. The transcript has 4 exons. Lineage: Eukaryota; Metazoa; Platyhelminthes; Cestoda; Cyclophyllidea; Taeniidae. Gene Ontology annotation, molecular function: protein binding. The record is from RefSeq and is a predicted model, not a curated record. Bases 1 to 2823 code for a protein of 940 amino acids.
AUGGUGAUAGCCAUAAAAGCAGUUUAUGUGUUUGUUAAACCAAUAGCAAAUUUAUCAAAAGGUCAAUGCACUUGGAGCCACAGAUCUGCGCUGUUCGAAAUGGACGCUUUGGCCAAAGUCAAUCGUAUAAAUCUAGUCUCAUCACUUUCCCCAAAUGUAUUCCGUUUUACGCAAAACGGUCGAAGAUGUCUUUUUAUCAGAAAGUUGUCGGAUGAGUUUAUAAUAGAAGAUCUUCAAGAUAAUGAUGAGAUAAAUGUUAUCGUAAUCACAAAUUGCCACAUUGACACUCCAAAACUCUCAAUGAAGACACUGGAAAGCCUAGAAAUAUUAUUUAUUACCGAAUGUCGGAUGGAAUUCUUGCCUUUGGUUGAGAAUCUUUCGAAUUUAACAUACUUGGACCUCUCCUUUAACUCUUUAUCAUAUUUUCCCAGCGACAUAGGUUCACUGCGAAAGCUUAAGGUGCUUAAAUUGUCUGGCAAUCGGAUUACCAACAUUCCGUCUGAAAUAGUCUAUCUUGAGUUCCUACAAGUGCUUGACUUAAGUCAUAAUAUGAUAUCCCACCUUCCAAGAAAACUUUUUUCCCUUCGCAGUCUUAUCCAUUUUGAUUGCAGUUCAAACACAUUAUUUAGACUUCCUGAUAAUAUUUCAGAACUCCUUUACUUGGAGGCGCUCUUUUUAUCCGGAAAUGUGCUUACCACUCUCCCUACUAACUUUUCCUUGCUAAAACGGUUACAACGCCUAAACUUAAGCGGCAACCGUUUCGAGUAUAUUCCAUUUUGCAUUUUUCAAUGCUUCUCUUUAAAAGAACUGUUGUUUUCUUAUAACCAAGCAUCAGGCUUCAUACCUGACAAUCUUUGCCGACUAGGCGAUCUGGAGAUUUUAUCCCUGGCAUUCAACAAAUUUACAAAGUUGCCUGGAAAACUAUCGAGCCUUUCAAAGCUAGAAUUUUUCGACAUAAAGGGCAACAACAUUGGGCGCAUUCCAGAGGAAAUAUUUAGUAAAUGCAAGAAUCUAAGGCAUGUAAAUUGUGGGUCCUGUGAACUGAUAGAAGUCCCACCUAGUUUGGGACUAUGCACAAACUUGCGUGUGCUUGAUCUUUCAGGCAAUAUGCUUAAAAAAUUGCCCUCUGAGGGCAAAGCUUUAAAGAAUCUUAUUUCCCUCUUUUUAAAGAACAAUAAGAUCUCUGUGCUGCCACAAUGGGUUUGUGAUUUGGAGCACGUGAUUACUAUUAAUGUGUGCAAAAACCUCCUACAAGACUUUCCAAAUGGCUUCUCGAGCGUGGCAGAAAGGCUUCGCAUGAUUAAUAUAUCAUACAAUGAAUUUGAAGUUGCUCCUUCCUGUUUGUUUUCGACUAACUCCAAACUUACCUACUUCCUCAUGGACCACAAUCCUGUCCUACAAAUUCCACCUGAGAUAUGUAAUUUAAAGCUUUUAACCCACCUUUCAAUUUCGCACUGUCCCUACAUCUUUGAGUUACCCGAUGAAUUAGGCGGCUUGCUUAAGUUGCGCACCCUCAGGCUUUGUGCUAACAGCCUCUUGAAACUGCCACGGACAAUGCAUCGCCUUGAAAACCUUAACUAUCUUGAUUUAUCUGACAACAAGUUUUCAUGCUUUCCCAUUGUCGUUUGUUACAUACCGCAUCUAAAAGUUCUGCUCUACAACAAUUGCUGUCAUGCGUGCACCUAUUUGGAGCCUGAUCCACCUGGAUGGUUUGAUAGAACGGACCUUAUAGAUCCGGAUGCAUCAAUGGAGAAACUGGGCAAAGAUUACAUUGACGAAGUAGAAUCGUUCGCGGCAGAAGAUGAGAGACCGCCCACCUUGGAGGAAGCUCUGGAAUUUGAGAAAGAGGCUGCAAAAAUUCCCAGAAUAAAACACGACGAAAUUUCAAAUCUUGUCUUUAAACGUAAACCCCACAAGAUUCCCAGGCACAUCUAUUGUUUAAAAUUUUUGGUGCAUCUUUCCCUACAAAACAAUGGUCUCUAUUUUCUGCCUAAUGUAUUUAACAGAUUUAAGUACUUAAAGCGCAUCUACUUGAAUGACAAUAAUCUAAGAAAAAUUCCCUCAUCUAUUGCUGCCUGCAAAACGCUGACUGAUAUUGACUUGAGAAAUAACAAACUGUCGGAGAUCCACGGUGAACUGCAUAGGCUUCCCAACCUUAAAAACCUCGAAUUAGACGGGAACAACUUUCCACUGUGCCUGCGUGAAGUCAUUAAGCAUUCCGAUUUGAAGGGCCUGUGUGCUUACCUCGACGCAUUAAACCAGAAUAGGGACUUCAUUCUGCGUAGGAUGUGCGAGAGGUUUAUCGGGCUUGUGAGCCAAGACGACUGGGCACAGAUCCUACAACGCCUUGGAGUGUCCGAGGACACCCUCGAACACAUUGAAGAUGAGCUCCCUGGCGGCUAUAACUUCCGCCGACGUGUGACUCGGGCCCUUGAGUACUGGAGUAGGAUGGAUCUCUCUACCAGAGCCACCAAUUUUGAAAUACAGUCACCAGGAGCUUUAAACACGGAGGCAUUAACCACUAGCGCCGCUGCCAUCGUCAAUACCACCGCUACCACUAACACAACACCAAGUUUUGAAGAUGAAGAAAAUCUCUCAGAGGAACGCAGUCAAGCACCGGCUCCCGAGCCUUCGACGAUGCUCGUAGGCACAGAGGCGGAAAUCUCGAUAUUGCAGCCAAUCACGCUGACUUUUACGCCCCUGGUGUCGGGACCAAAAGCUACACCGGCUAGGCUCAUUCACGUUCUCAAGCUCCUUGAUAAGAAGGAAUUAGUAAAUGCGAUGACAGAAAUUGUGGAGAAGCUUCAUGUUCAUCAAAUCUGA